Molecule: messenger RNA, 1256 nt
Organism: Pectinophora gossypiella (pink bollworm)
Lineage: Eukaryota; Metazoa; Arthropoda; Insecta; Lepidoptera; Gelechiidae
Product: phospholipase A1-like
Exons: 2
Coding region: 65-1066 (333 amino acids)
Molecular function (GO): lipase activity
Source: RefSeq, a predicted model, not a curated record
UCGAGUGAUUCGUCCACAUUUAUCACCCGACCACGGUCGAGGGCAGACGUGUAAGGUUAUCAACAUGAAGCUGCUACUUUGUUUGUUGUUGUGUAGUGUAUCGGUCACUAAAAUAUCUGGCGGUGCGUUCCGGACAUUGCUUUAUUCGGAUUGGAUUACAUGUGACCACAAUCGCACUCUGGACCUCGACGUGAGCGAAGUCCAAGUAUUCUUCUACGACUUCCAAAACAACUUCAACAUCACCUACCAGAUAGACUCGGCUGUCAAUGGCAUCUUCACAAAUUACAACUUGGAUGUCACAAGGAAACUCAUCUUCUUCGUCCCAGGAUACAAGUCCCACAUUAGCAAGAAGACCGAAGAGCUCAUAAGACAGACCUUCAGUGACGUAAAGAAUACAUACCUGAUUAUCAUCGACCAUUCAGCAUACACCAACGCUAGAGGUGGAAAGAUACAGAGUUACGAACGAUCCGUAUUUUACUCCUACUACAUUGGUACAGCACUGGGGAAACUGCUUGCAGGAUUCAGGAAGAAAGGAUACCCUUCAAAGAACAUUCACGCUGUUGGUCACAGUCUCGGCAGUCAGAUGCUUGGAUUUGCUGGAACAGAAUACACCAAAGAAACCUCGGAAAAGAUCUGGAGGAUCACCGCUUUGGAUCCAGCAGGACCUUGUUUCUCCAACAGUCUAAUCGACGAUCAGGUCAGAUCUGGAGUUGCCGAGUACGUUGAAGUCUACCACUGCAGUUCAGGGGGUUUGGGAACCGAAAGCGUUCUAGCUGAUACCGAUUUCUUCAUCAACAGAGGCAGGAAGCAACCUCCUUGCCACCAAGGCCUUAUUCCUGGCUUUGGCGAGUCAGGCGCUGACAAAUGCAGCCAUAAGAAGUGCGUGGAGUAUUGGGCUAAGACUGUUCAUCAACCAUCUUGGUAUUUGGCCUGGGCUUGUGAUUCCUACGACCUGUUUUCCGCUGGUAAAUGCUCUGCAAACCAGAUGACGAUAGCUGGUUAUUCGAAUCCUGGGAAUGCGACAGGAGUGUUUUAUGUGUCGACAGAAACUUAUGGACUUCUGUGAUAAAUUAUGGAUAAAGUGUGUAAUGGAUUCCGGAAUGAAUCAGCCGUGAACUUCGUGAAGUGAGGUCGACGAGUCAAGGGCAAUAACGAAAGGCCAUGCGUAGGAUGCGAAUGUUAAUUGGCUAAUCGUUGCUCCAAUUGUGUUUGUGAUUACCGCAAGUUGUUCGCAGUGUUCGAAAAAACUGAUUAUG